Populus trichocarpa (black cottonwood) is the source of this 1308-nucleotide messenger RNA. RefSeq names its product annexin Gh1. Gene Ontology annotation, molecular function: calcium ion binding; calcium-dependent phospholipid binding. The record is from RefSeq and is a predicted model, not a curated record. Bases 153 to 1103 code for a protein of 316 amino acids. Lineage: Eukaryota; Viridiplantae; Streptophyta; Magnoliopsida; Malpighiales; Salicaceae. Gene Ontology annotation, cellular component: cytoplasm. The transcript is spliced from 5 exons.
CGGGUUCCCCGGAUCAGUUCUGAUAACUAUGCCCACGAGUACAAGGAGAGGAGGACGCGUAAGAUAUCAUUCUCGCAUUUUAUUUUUCGUUUUCGAGUCCGAACAGAACAGAGAGAAAGAGAGAAGAUCGAAGGAGCUAUCCAAAUCCAAUAAUGUCGACUCUUACGGUUCCUCAACAAGUUCCUCCCGUGUCUGAAGACGUUGAGCAGCUGAGAAAAGCCUUCUCAGGAUGGGGGACAAACGAGGGUUUGAUCAUAUCCAUUUUGGGUCACAGGAAUGCUGCUCAACGCAAGCUGAUUCGACAGGCAUAUGCUGAGGCUUAUGGGGAAGAUCUACUCAAGGCAUUGGACAAGGAACUUUCAAAUGAUUUUGAGAGGGUGCUGCUGCUUUGGACCCUUGAUCCAGCUGAAAGGGAUGCUGCUUUGGCUAAUGAGGCCACAAAGAGAUGGACUUCGAGCAAUCAGGUACUUAUGGAGAUUGCCUGCACGAGGUCAUCAAAUGAACUGCUUCUUGCAAGGCAGGCUUAUCAUGCUCGUUUUAAGAAGUCCCUUGAAGAGGAUGUUGCACAUCACACAAGUGGGGACUUCCGCAAGCUUCUGUUUCCUCUUGUGUCCUCUUACCGUUAUGAUGGAGAUGAGGUGAACAUGACCCUUGCAAAAUCAGAGGCUAAGAUGCUCCAUGAGAAGAUUUCAAAUAAGGCUUACAGUGAUGAGGAACUCAUCAGGAUUUUGGCUACCAGGAGCAAAGCACAGAUCAAUGCUACUCUGAAUCAAUACAAAAAUGAAUUUGGUAAUGAUAUCAACAAGGACUUGAAAGCCGAUCCUAAUGAUGAGUUCCUCGCGUUGCUGAGGGCCACAGUUAAGUGCUUGACACGCCCUGAGAAGUACUUUGAGAAGGUUCUUCGUCUGGCAAUCAACAAAAGAGGAACUAAUGAAGGUGCUCUGACUAGAGUUGUCGCUACAAGGGCAGAGAUUGACAUGAAACUCAUAAAAGAUGAAUAUCAGCGAAGAAACAGUAUACCUCUGGAUCGUGCCAUUGUGAAGGACACCGAUGGCGAGUAUGAAAAACUACUUCUGGAAUUAGUUGGACAUGAAGAUGCCUAAGCUUCAAUCUAUUUCAAAAUCUGAUUCUGCUACAGGGGAAUUGGACUAUCAGCCUGGUUUUCAUGUUUUUCCUUUCUACGUGUGGUUUUUAUCAUUGUGAUGUUGUCUGUUGUCAGUCUUAUGCGUAUCUGUGUGCUUUGGUUUUUGAAAACUUGACCUAUAGUCAAUAAAUAAAGUACUUGCCCUUUCAAAGAGUUCCUAACAA